Molecule: messenger RNA, 3739 nt
Organism: Linum tenue
Lineage: Eukaryota; Viridiplantae; Streptophyta; Magnoliopsida; Malpighiales; Linaceae
Source: the annotation of a GenBank genome assembly
AGUAGAAGAAAAGAGAAAGGAGAGCCAAUAGGGGCUUUCAGUUCUCUCUCCUCUUAUCUGCCCUCAAGCCCCAAAAUCACCGUCGCCGUGAAUCUACCUUUCCCCUGUCCAGAUAGAUAUCUGUUUUGCUACUGCUGUCAAAGAUCCUGAGUUCCCCUCUCCUCUUAAUGGCCAAUUUUUUUACAGAAACCCAGAAACUGUUACUGUGAAAGCUCCGCCAAUCUUCCAGUUCCACGUUAAAUGAUUGCCGUCUCUCUCUCUCUCUGUACACGAAGUUUGGCGGGUUGUGGGACACAGCCAAGACCAAGCUGGGGGUUAAUCACAAGAUUCCCCAAUCUUCCCGUCACAGAAAUAUUGGAUCUUGGACUCAUCUCUGUCCAUACUCACUCUCUCCUUCCCUUCCUCCAUUAUUGUAUUCUACUCCCACACCCCCAUCUCUUAUUAUUAUAUAUCCUUUCAGGCAAAUCGAAGAUUCUCACCACUUACAUUGAGGGUCAUUUUUUUAAGUCAAGCAAAAAGAAUUCGAAAUCAAGCUCUUUCCUUUUUUUCCCCACCCCUGCUGGGUUAAAAUAAGCAAAAUCAACUUGUGCCCCCUUUUUCCACCGGGGGGUUUGAUACUUUGAUUGCCAUUCCUAAUAAUUGAGGGAAGGAAAGCAGAGCAGAGCACCAAGCAACCCUUUACCUUUUUGGCUGGGUUUUAUUAUAUUCUAUUGAGAAAAUUUGGAUGCGUAUAUCAGCUGUACUGGACUCACUUCCCGCAAAGGUGGGUCGUCAAUCGUGGGUAGCGUGAACUGUGACAGAGAGGUGACAUAAUAUAUAUACUGAUAUCGAUACAGAGCUACUGUUGCUGAAAUCCUGAAACUGAAACGCCUAGGGCUAAAGGGAGUUUCUUGGGGAAAGGAAUCAGGUGACUUGGCUGUGUUGGCUGCUGGGCACUGGAUGGAUUGAUAAGAGCGGCAGCGGUUGAAGGCAGCAAAGGAAAACGAAAAGGGGCUGAUUGCAAUUUCCAGCGAAAACAAUGGGCUCAUUCUACAUCCUAUGAUACUCAAACGAAGGACCCAUCCAUCAUCUCAGGUUCUACUCCCUGCUGCUUUGCUUCCUGCUGCCUCUGGCUUUAGUAGGGUAGUUGAUUCAUCAGUGAGCUCUGCUACAGUUUUGCCAUCUUUCUCAGCAGUUCAUAUAAGGUGAGAAGAUGAGCGGAGCAGUGCUUGUGGCGGUUGCUGCUGCUAUUGGCAACUUGUUGCAAGGAUGGGAUAAUGCUACCAUCGCUGGAGCUGUUCUCUACAUAAAAAAAGAAUUCAAUUUGGAAAGCGAGCCAACCAUUGAAGGAUUGAUCGUGGCGAUGUCCCUUAUCGGAGCCACGGUGAUCACUACAUGCUCCGGAGCUAUAUCGGAUGCCAUCGGGCGUCGUCCUCUCCUCAUAAUCUCAUCUGUGUUCUACUUUAUCAGUGGUCUGGUCAUGUUAUGGUCCCCCAAUGUCUAUGUCCUACUGUUGGCGAGGCUUUUGGAUGGAUUUGGGAUCGGUUUGGCAGUAACCCUAGUACCUGUGUAUAUCUCUGAGACAGCACCUCCUGAGAUUAGGGGACUACUGAACACACUCCCACAGUUCACUGGUUCUGGUGGGAUGUUCUUGUCAUAUUGCAUGGUGUUUGGGAUGUCCUUGAUGGAGACACCUAACUGGAGAUUAAUGCUCGGGGUGCUAUCUAUCCCGUCUCUCGUCUAUUUUGGGCUCACUAUAUUCUUCUUGCCCGAAUCACCAAGGUGGCUUGUCAGUAAAGGAAGGAUGCUUGAGGCCAAACAGGUUUUGCAGAGGCUUCGUGGCAGAGAAGAUGUCUCUGGUGAGAUGGCUUUACUGGUUGAAGGGCUCGGUGUUGGUGGUGAAACAUCGAUUGAAGAGUACAUAAUCGGCCCUGACAAUGAAGUCAACGAUGACCAAGAUAUAUCUGGAGACAAGGAUCACAUCAAGUUAUAUGGGCCAGAAGCAGGCCUGAGUUGGGUUGCAAGGCCCGUCACUGGCCAGAGCAAUCUUGGCAUUGCAUCUCGACGAGGAAGCAUGGCAAGCCAGACAGCGUCACUCGUUGAUCCACUUGUCACCCUAUUCGGUAGCGUGCACGAGAAGCUUCCCGACACAGGAAGCAUGAGAAGCAUGCUUUUCCCGCACUUCGGCAGCAUGUUCAGUGUCGGAGGAGGUAACCAGGCUAGACACGAGGAAGAGGACUGGGACGAGGAGAGCCAAGCUAGAGAUGGAGAUGAUUAUCAGACUGGUGCUGACUCCGACGAUAAUUUGCACAGCCCGUUGAUUUCGCGGCAGACGACGAGCGUCGAGAAGGACAUGGUGCAGCCUGCUCACGGGAGCCUGUCGAGCAUGAGGCAUGGCAGUUUGUUGCAAGGUACUGCCGGAGAGCAAGGUGGUAGCACAGGGAUUGGUGGUGGUUGGCAGCUGGCGUGGAAGUGGACGGAGAGAGAUGGUAAAGAUGGGCAGAAGGAAGGAGGGUUCAAAAGGAUUUACUUGCAUCAAGAAGCAGGUGGGCCAGGGUCACGCCGUGGAUCUUUGGUUUCUCUGGCGGGUGGGGAUCAUGCCGUUGGUGGAGAAAGUGAAUAUGUGCAGGCUGCUGCUUUGGUGAGUCAACCGGCACUGUACUCAAAAGAUCUCGUGAAUCAGCAUCCAGUUGGACCUGCCAUGGUUCACCCUUCUGAAGCUGCAUCGAAAGGUCCGAGCUGGAGAGAUCUGUUUGAACCGGGUGUAAAGCGUGCUCUGGUUGUUGGCAUUGGUCUCCAAGUCCUUCAGCAGUUCUCUGGGAUCAACGGUGUCCUGUAUUACACUCCUCAAAUUCUUGACAAGGCUGGUGUUGGGGUUCUUCUUUCAAACUUGGGGAUUAGUUCAGCUUCUGCAUCUCUGCUUAUCAGUGGCGUCACGACAUUGUUGAUGCUUCCAUCUAUAGCUGUUGCUAUGAGACUCAUGGAUCUCUCCGGAAGGAGGACAUUGCUGCUGACUACAAUCCCGGCCUUGAUAGCAUCCCUACUGGUCCUAGUGAUUGGAAGCACAAUCAAUUUUGGCAGCGUAGUAAACGCAGCAAUCUCAACGGUGAGCGUGAUAGUCUACUUCUGUUGCUUCGUGAUGGGAUUCGGUCCGGUUCCCAACAUCCUCUGCGCCGAGAUCUUCCCAACUCGUGUUCGCGGACUCUGCAUUGCAAUAUGCGCGCUCACGUUCUGGAUAGGGGAUAUCAUAGUCACGUAUUCGCUGCCCGUGAUGCUAAACUCGAUCGGGCUGGCGGGUGUGUUCGGGUUGUACGCGGUGGUGUGCGUCAUAGCUUUAGUGUUUGUAUACCUGAAAGUGCCGGAGACGAAAGGAAUGCCCCUGGAAGUGAUCACGGAGUUCUUCUCCGUCGGUGCAAAGCAAGCAGAAGAGGAGAAGGAGAACUGAGGUUUUUGACUCUGGUGUUUUGUUGGUUUGGUGCGGUUUUGUAUUUUAGUGUACUGUUGGAAACAUAAUCUCUUUUUUUUUUUUUUGCCAUAAUGAAUUUUCUUUUGCUGUAGAAAGAAAGGAAAUCGACAAACAUCUUUUUUUUCUUCCUGAAAUAGAUUUUGUUUGCCUUUUAACAGUCCCCCAGUUGUUUAUUAUUGAGAUGCAGUGUCUGGUUUUUGCUUCUUCUGCUGUCUGAGUUUGGACCUGGACAGUGUUGACUCAUGCAUGUUCCUACUGUCAAUGAAACUGGGUGAGACUAACAUUUGAGUUUCA